AUGAAGGAUCUUCUGAUCCGGAAUGUUUCAGGCUUCCGCGGCGACCAGUGCGAGGAGAACAUUGACGAUUGUCCGGGGAAUCUGUGCCAAAACGGCGCGACCUGCAUGGACAGGAUAAACGAGUACUCGUGCCUGUGUCCACCCUCGUACACGGGCACGCAGUGCGAGCUGGACGUUGACGAGUGUUCGGUUCGGCCUUCGUUGUGCCACAACGGUGCCACGUGCACGAAUUCACCCGGUAGUUACUCGUGCAUAUGCGUGAAUGGCUGGACCGGGCCCGACUGCAGCGUCAACAUCGACGACUGUGCAGGCGCUGCAUGCUUCAACGGCGCUACCUGCAUCGACCGCGUCGGCAGCUUCUACUGUCAGUGCACCUACGGCAAGACAGGUAAGUUAAAAGACGUGAAAAUUUCACGGAGAUACAUGCGCUUGAAUUUUUACAGUUUCACUCGUUUACUCAGUCGCUAAAAGCAUCGUUGAAAGAAGAAAUGAGGAAAAGUAG
Heterotrigona itama is the source of this 502-nucleotide messenger RNA. NCBI's taxonomy places the organism in Eukaryota, Metazoa, Arthropoda, Insecta, Hymenoptera, Apidae. The record is from the annotation of a GenBank genome assembly.